CAUAUAAAUAUAGGCACAAACAUGAACAAAAAAAGGCACACACAGAGAGAUUUAGCUCUAGCAUCCUUCCAGGACACCGCACCAGUUAUCAAGCCAGAGAGCUAAGCUACUGGUCUCCGCCUCUGCUCUCCAAGACAGUGCCUAUCAAUGAUGUGGGAACUCCGCUCCGUGGCCUUCACACGAGCAGUCUUUGCUGAAUUUCUAGCCACGUUGAUCUUCAUCUUUUUCGGCCUGGGCUCGGCUCUCAACUGGCCCAUAUCUCCACCAAACGUCCUCCAGAUCUCACUGGCCUUUGGCCUGGCCAUCGCUACCUUAGUUCAAGCUGUGGGUCACAUCAGUGGAGCUCACAUUAAUCCUGCAGUGACACUGGCAUGCCUAGUGGGCUCCCAAGUUUCCUUCCUGAGGGCUGUCUUCUACGUGGUGGCACAGAUCUUGGGAGCUGUGACAGGGGCAGCCCUGCUGCAUCAACUCACCCCACACCAUAUCCGAGGGAGCUUGGCCAUUAACAAGGUGUACAAUAACACAACGUCAGGGCAAGCAGUAACUAUGGAGCUGUUCCUCACCUUCCAGUUGGUCUUGUGCAUUUUUGCAUCCACUGAUGACCGCAGGAGCGAUAACAUAGGAUCACCAGCUUUGUCCAUUGGCCUCUCUGUCGCCCUGGGUCACCUGCUUGGGAUCUACUACACUGGUUGCUCCAUGAAUCCUGCUAGAUCUUUUGGUCCUGCUGUGAUCAUUGGUGACUUUGAAGACCACUGGGUCUUCUGGCUGGGCCCAAUGGCUGGAGCACUGGUGGCUUCUUUGCUCUACAACUACGCUCUCUUCCCCCACACAAAGACCCUCUCUGAGAGGCUCGCCAUCUUCAAAGGCUAUGAACCGGAGGAAGACUGGGAAGAGCGCGAAGUCCGACGGAGGCAAUCCAUGGAGCUACACUCCCCACAGACCCUUCCUCGGGGGGCAAUGGAGAAAGUCUAAGCCAAGGACCAGUUUUUUAAAAAAAGAGGCAACAGCCAGUCGCUUUCUCUGACAUUUACUUGCACGUCCAACAUGUAGUCAUACCUGUUGCGAAGGCACAGUGCACAUCUAGCCUCUGACUGAGAGCAGUAUGUUGUAUGUUCAUGAUGGACACUCUUGGAGCUUAACCUUUUAGCACAGGUUGUAAUACAGUAGAUGGAUCUGUAGCUCUGAAAGACCACCCACACCCACAUAAAAGUUUAAGCUUUCUUUACAAACCAACAGAACCAUUGCAUGGUGCAUCCUGACUCAUGAGUUCAGUGAGCAUAAUUGUUAACUCUGUCUAGUUCUCCAGAUAUCCUCUAGCAUUCGGGUCGGAGAACUAAACUAGUUGAUCCGAAGAAUUACCAGUCUAUAUAAACCAAAUAUUGGCCAGUUCCUUUCAGGAAACCGCAAGUACGACUUUGGAGAGCAAAAUCCUGGCACUGGGAAUGAUGGCUGAGAAAAUUCUGAAAACACCAACAUUGUAUUUGGGUCCCAGCCCCUUACAAAGAAGAGAGUCACAUUUUAUUCAAGCCUGAAUGAACUGAAUAAGGACAAAGCUGCACAGAAUAAAGUAAGGCUAUGUAAGCAAGCUUAGGAGUGUGGCCAAUCUCACAGACUUGGGAAGCAAUAUUUCUUGGUAACUAGACGUGUACCAUUAUUCAAAUGUAUGCAAAUAUAUUAAGCUAGUAUAGCCUGCUGGAGCAUGAGCAACAUUUAUAGCUAAUUAGGAUAAGCUGGCAUCUACUGACGCUCAGUGUUUUCCCGAGAUUUUUAAAGAACCCUUGAGUUUCCCUUUGCAUCCCAGAGUUAAUUACUUCUUUUUUUGCUUUCUUAAACUCCAGCCUCAUUGAUGUAAUCAAACAAUCCGAUUUUUGCAAACACAAAAGAAAACGUCUUGUCCUGUCUAGCUACUGCAUCAGCUUCAUUGUACUCCUGCAGGUUUGAUUUAAGCUCCUGUGUGCACAUAUUAAAUGAUAUGACUUUCAGACAAGUUUUUGAUUCCUGUACAAGCUUUUUAUCACCAUUAAGGACAGCUGUUUUUACAAAGCUCAAAUGACAUUGAGGAGCAAUGUGUGGGUUUUUUCAGCUUCAGCAGGAUGUCUGUGAAGGGGUGGUUGUCUGUUUGUGAAUGCAUCUGUGUGUUUUGUCCUUAAAAUGCAUUUAAUAAACUUUACUUCCCU
Messenger RNA from Pogona vitticeps (central bearded dragon), 2177 nucleotides. RefSeq names its product aquaporin 2 (gene AQP2). Gene Ontology annotation, cellular component: plasma membrane; apical plasma membrane. Gene Ontology annotation, molecular function: water channel activity. Gene Ontology annotation, biological process: water transport; transmembrane transport. NCBI's taxonomy places the organism in Eukaryota, Metazoa, Chordata, Lepidosauria, Squamata, Agamidae. The record is from RefSeq and is a predicted model, not a curated record.